ACGUAACGACCCUUAAUGUUUGUAAGUGGGAGUUGUAGUGUAUUUGUUCCUGAUUCAUAUUAUCAAUUAAUUGUACCAGUGCAGUCAAAGAACUCCAAAUCCCAUAAUGCCGCGCUCGAGCGUUCUGAUCGCCUACGCUCAAUAAACCAAAUGACAAUAAUCCCCGCUGCCAUAGUGACACACAGCGAGAAAAGAGAGCGGAUAAAAGAAAAAAUAAAUUUUACUGCGCUUUUCUCGUCAUUUAUCGCCAGAAAAAUGGACAACUCCGGAAAGGAGAAGGAGGCAAUUCAGCUAAUGGCAGAAGCCGAUAAGAAAGUGAAGUCUUCCGGCUCGUUUUUAGCAGGAAUGUUUGGGGGAAAUCACAAAGUGGAGGAGGCCUGCGAAAUGUAUGCCAGAGCAGCCAACAUGUUCAAAAUGGCCAAAAACUGGAGUGCUGCAGGGAAUGCCUUCUGUCAGGCGGCCAGACUUCACAUGCAGCUUCAGAAUAAACACGAUUCUGCCACCAGCUAUGUAGAUGCCGGAAAUGCUUUCAAGAAGGCCGAUCCACAGGAGGCUAUCAAGUGCUUAAACGCAGCCAUUGAUAUUUACACUGACAUGGGGAGAUUCACCAUCGCAGCCAAACAUCAUAUCACAAUUGCAGAGGUGUAUGAGUCAGAGCUUUUGGACAUUGAGAAGGCGAUUGCACAUUAUGAACAAGCUGCCGACUAUUACAAAGGAGAAGAGUCGAACAGCUCUGCAAACAAGUGUCUAUUAAAGGUGGCUUCAUACAGUGCCCAGUUAGAACAGUACCAUAAGGCAAUAGAGAUUUAUGAGCAGGUUGGCAGCAACACAAUGGAUAAUCCUCUACUGAAAUACAGCGCCAAAGAAUACUUUUUCAAAGCAUCCUUGUGUCACUUUAUCGUGGAUGAGCUCAACGCAAAGCUCGCUGUUGGAAAGUAUGAGGAGAUGUUUCCAGCCUUCUCAGACUCAAGAGAGUGCAAACUCUUGAAGAAACUUCUAGAGGCCCAUGAGGAACAGAACGCAGAAGCAUUUACAGAAGCAGUAAAGGAGUUUGAUUCCAUCUCUCGCUUGGACCAGUGGCAUACCACUAUGCUUCUGCGGAUCAAAAAGUCAGUUCAAGGAGAAGAGGGUGACCUGAAAUGAUCUGGACAGUGGGGAGACCACCCACUGCACGGCACCCUCCUCCUCACAUUUCCAUUUCACAGCAGUUUUGUGCAAUGGCCAAGUCCAGGUCUCCCAAGACAGUAUGUCAAAAUGUAUUGCGGCAACUUUUUCAGACAAUAUUUAAGCCUGUAUUCUGUUUAUAUUCAUUUACUGUAUAAUAUAGCACAUAUCGAAAUUUAGCACUCCAGUUCAAAGAUCUGUUUUGUUUUGGAACCUUGAAACCCCAGCCACUGAAUCGCAAUGUGCUAGAGCUGCAUGAGAUGCACAGAUGUAAUUAUUGAGUCAGUGUUGCAGAGUUAUAUAUAUUAUUUAGACAUACAAAUUUAAGGUAUUUGUGCAAUUUUGUUAGUCAGAUUACAGUAGUUGGCACAUAGGCCUCAAAAAUUCAGCUGUCUACAACAGGAAUCGAACACGUCUCAUUUUCAUUAUUAUUUAAUAACGGCAGAUGACAUUUAUGCAGGAGCCACCAGCACUAUUGAUAUGUGCUAGAGAACUUCAAUUUCCCAGAUCUAACAUUUUUAAAUGUAAUUUAAAUUCUUACAGAAAUCUGAAAUGUAAUUUUUUAUUGCGCGUAUACUUAAAAGCAAAUAAGUAUCCUCAUUUUAUUUAUUUUGUGAUGUUGGUUUCUUAAAUUUGUAUUUAUUUCAUUAUUCAUUGUAUUUAUUGUCUGAAUUAUUAUUAUAAAAAUUAAUUUAAGGAUUUUUACACUAUUGAAGUAAAUUACUUUUCCAUCUGCACUGAAAAUCCAUGUUUAACCUUUUAUUAACUUGCUCUAUAUGUGUGUAGUGUUGUAUAUGCAUAGCUCAUAUACACUUUCUACUUUAUUGGUCUUUAGCAGCGCAUGUUAUUCUAUGCGUUUUAAGUGUUGUGUGAUUGUCCGUAUUUUACCAAUUUUUAAGAAGCCAUGAAAACUUACCAAACAAUGUACUUUCCCACAGAGCAACUCAUGUCUUCGCUGAAUAUCUGUGAGAAUGUACACAAAUAAAAAUCAAUAUUGA
Messenger RNA from Xyrauchen texanus (razorback sucker), 2162 nucleotides. RefSeq names its product beta-soluble NSF attachment protein-like. The record is from RefSeq and is a predicted model, not a curated record. Gene Ontology annotation, biological process: SNARE complex disassembly; regulation of synaptic vesicle priming; intracellular protein transport. The coding region runs from base 16 to 1143 and encodes 375 amino acids. The transcript is spliced from 11 exons. Gene Ontology annotation, molecular function: soluble NSF attachment protein activity; syntaxin binding. NCBI's taxonomy places the organism in Eukaryota, Metazoa, Chordata, Actinopteri, Cypriniformes, Catostomidae. Gene Ontology annotation, cellular component: terminal bouton; synaptobrevin 2-SNAP-25-syntaxin-1a complex; vacuolar membrane.